Messenger RNA from Rattus norvegicus (Norway rat), 3266 nucleotides. Lineage: Eukaryota; Metazoa; Chordata; Mammalia; Rodentia; Muridae. The record is from RefSeq and is a predicted model, not a curated record.
UUUUUUUUUUUUAGAUUCAACAUGAAAGACAGCUUAUAACAUCGCUGUUUCUGGGUGUGCUUUCUUGGCCUCCACAUGUUGGUUUUCAGUUCUGUCUAUUGUCCAACAAACAGCAUGUUUCAUUCUUCUUUGUGGGUAAAUAAUACUCCAUUGUGUUUAUAUAGCCUUCAUUUUCUUUACCUAUUUAUGUGUUAAUGGGCACGUGGGCAUAUUCCAUAUCUUGACUAUUGCACAAACAAAACAUGGGUGUUCUAGGAGUUAGAUUCCUUCAGUUAUACAAUUAUCCAUAUUCAUAUGGUGGAUAUUUUUUAGGGUAUUUCUAGGGUAUUUUUAGGCACCCCUAUACUGAUGUUCAUGGUGGCCGCAUCGCCUUACACUACCAACAACAGUUACUUUCCUUUCUCCCUGUUCUCCCCAUACCCCCUCCUUUCCUCCUCCUCUCCCUCCUUUCACCACUCGUUCCCUCUCUCUCUCUCUCUCUCUCUACCUCUCUCCCUCUCUCUCAGCUAGUCUUACUCUGUAACCUGAUUGGCUAGAGAGAGAUGUAAAGGUGUCUCCACUGUGUCUGGCCCUGUUAAACUGUUUUAGAUCUGGUCUUUUGAUGGCUGCCCACUCCUUUCCCCAGCUAUUGAUUGUGUUAUCCGAUCCUUGGGAAUUUCUUAUUGAAAACCUGAGAUAGCCUGGACAGUAGUCCUCAGUUGGGUGAAGUCUAAUAAGCAUGUCUCUCCAGUCUCUUUCCUCUGCUGUACCACAAAACCCCGCUUGUCAACUCCUUUUAAAAUUCUCAUUUGGAUUUCUCUGUUUUAUUUUAUGUCUGUGCAUCUUUUGCCUGCACAUAUCUCUGUGCUCUUCUGUGCGUGCCUGGUGCCCACAGAAGUCAGAAGAGGCCAUUGGAUGACUGUGAGCCACCAAGUGGGCGCUGGGAACCAAAUCUGGGUCGUUUACAUGAACAGCAAAUGCUCUUAACUGCCUUCCGAUGGGCCGCAUUUCGGGGACACAUGGUGUUUGUCUUCCGUCUUGAGUUCAUCAAGGACUCACUACACAUUCAAGACUGGAUGUUCAUCCAGGUGUGGUAGCUCGGGACUGUGAUCCCAGCAUGUGGUAGCUGGGGACUGUGAUCCCAGCAUGUGCAGACUGAGCUGGGGGAAGGCCACAUGAGACCUUCCAGGGCAGCCCAGGCUGUAGAGUAAGAUGUUAUCUCAAAAAUAGCCAUGCCUACCGCUCAGUCCCAAUGUGUCCCUACAGUUUCUGCUUUUGCCUUGCUCCUUGUUUCUAGUCUUGUUCCAUCGAAAGCUGAUAUGAUAAAAAGAAGUUCUAUUUUGUGUUUUUUAAGAUUCGUUGGAUUUUAAAGAAAUCCUAUGGCUCCUGAGAAGAAAACAUAUUCCACAAAUGUUAAAUGAAAUCAUCCAUGGAUGGCUAUAAAAUCUAUCUUAUCCGCAAUACAGUUUAACUCUGAAGGCUUUGUGCUUUUGAGUCUGAAUGAUCUCCAUACUGAUGGGAGUUGUGUGUAAAGUCACCCCGUGUUGCUCUAUUUGUGUCUGUCUGUCACCUUUAUAACACUAGGGGUGGAGGGAUGCCUGAUGUGUUCAGAACACUUGCUGCAGAACUACGAGGACCAGAGUUCAGAUCCUAAAACCCAGGUAACAAACCAGGCAUCGAGCACAUGUCUAUAACCAGCUCUGAGGGCAGCAGAGACAAGGAGGGUGACUGGGUUUGCUAGUUCCCAACUCCAGACUCCAACAGAUGCAGAGGCCCACAGUCAAACAUUGGCUGGACCUUAGGGACCCUUAUGGAAGAGUUGGGGGAAGGAUUGAGGGCCUCAAAGGAGAUAGGAACUCCAUAGGAAGACCAACAAAGUCAACUACCCUGGACCCUUGGAAGUUCUCAGAGACUGAACUACCAACCAAAGAAUAUGCAGGGGCUGGACCUAGGCCUCCCUGCACAUAUGUAGCAGAUGUGCAGCUUGGUCUUCAUGUGGGUCCUGAACAACUAGAGCAGGGGUGUCCCUAAAGUUGUUUUGUUUGUAGAAUCCAUUCCCCUAAUUUAGCUGUUUUAUCUGGCCUGAGUGGGAGAAAUGCCCAGCCCUGUAGAGACUUGAUGCUGGGGGCGUGGGGGGGAUUCUGGGGCAGACUCCACUCUCUCAGAGGAAAAGGGGAGGGGUGAUGGGUCGAGGAACUGUGGGAGGAGGGACAGUGAUCAGGAUGUAAAAUGAAUAAGAAAGAAAAAAGAAAAAAGAAAGAACGAAAAGAAAACACAAGAUCCAAGUUCAAGGAGAGAUCCUGCCUCAAAAGAACAGAUAGUGACAAAAGGCACUUGACAGCACGCACACCCCCACACACAUAUGCACAUGAACUCACACAUUUACUUACACACACAAAUGAAUAAAAUUUUAAAGGCUAUGAAGUGAGACAAAAAGUAAGCUAGAGAAAUAAUAAGGUGAACACAUAGAAGGCUGAGGAAACAGAAGGAAAAACGAGCUCAGGAAUGGCGGCUGACAUCUGUAACCCCAGCACGGAGAGCACUGAGGCCAGCCUGCACAGUAGGGAGAGCCUUGCCUAAACAACUCAGGAGAAGCCACUGUGGUCCCAGCGAACUUCGUGACCUACCUGUGGGUCAGCCUGGGAAAAUGAAAGAUGUCGUAGCCAUUUGGGAUGUUAUUUUAAGUGAUGGAGUUCACAAGAUUGAAUUUGAACAUGGGACCACAUCAGGAAAACGAGUUGUAUAUGUGGAUGGGAAGGAAGAGGUAAGAAAAGAGUGGAUGUUCCAGUUGCUGGGCAAAGAAACCUUCUGUGUUGGACCUGCAAAAACCAAAGCCACCAUCCAUAUACUUUCUGGCAAAGGUUAUGUUUUUAAAUAUACUCUGGAAAUUGAGGGGAAAAGCUUCAAGAAAUUCGUGGAGAACAGAUCUAAAACCACCAACACCUGGGUAUUGCACUUGGAUGGCAAGGACUUUAGAAUUGUUUUGGAAAAAAACACUAUGGAUGUAUGGUGCAAUGGUAAAAUAAUAGAGACGGCGGGCGAGUUUGUAGAUGAUGGGACCGAAACACACUUCAGCUUGGGGAACCACGACUGUUACAUAAAGGCCGUCAGCAGCGGGAAGAGGAGAGAAGGGAUCAUCCACACGCUCAUUGUGGAUAACAGGGAAAUCCCAGAGCUCACUCAGUGAGUUCUUAGUGAGUUCUUAGUGAGUUCUGAGCUGAAGAGGUGACCUCAGGGCCCGCCGAUGGCUGCGGUGAUUAAAUGUGCUCACGGUGUACAUGUUGGUA